Seriola dumerili (greater amberjack) is the source of this 1064-nucleotide messenger RNA. RefSeq lists its product as uncharacterized. Gene Ontology annotation, biological process: regulation of apoptotic process. Bases 181 to 792 code for a protein of 203 amino acids. The transcript has 4 exons. The record is from RefSeq and is a predicted model, not a curated record. Gene Ontology annotation, molecular function: protein binding. Lineage: Eukaryota; Metazoa; Chordata; Actinopteri; Carangiformes; Carangidae.
GAAGCUGAAGGUUCAGUCAGUUCAGAUCUCAGACUCCAUUUUGAGUGAACGGAGCAGAAGGAGGGAAAUUGGAGGCUGAGGCACCAGGGGAGGAGCAACUGAAAGUGAAAGUGUUCAGAGAUCAGACUCACCUGGACACAGCAAGAGGAGGGAAACUGACGGCUGAGGCAGGACGCCAAGAUGACAGACACGGACCUCAUCAACAUCCUGGACGAGCUGAGAGACGAUGAGUUCAAGCGCUUCAAGUGGUUCCUGAAGAGAGAGACGGUGGACAGCCUCCCGCCCAUCUCAGAGAGCCGGCUGUCGAAGGCGGAGAGGGAGGAGACGGUGGAUCUGAUGGAGCAAAAGUAUGGAUCUGCUGGAGCCGUGGAGACGAUGGAGAGAGUUUUAAAGAAGAUCUGCAGGAAUGACCUGGUGAAGAAACUAGCAACCGUCAGCUCAGGAGCAGCAGGUGCUGGUCCAGCAGGGACUCUGAGUGUCCCAGCAGGGACUUUGAAGGUCCCGUUAUGGACUCAGGACGUCUCAGCAGAGGAGAAGCUGAUGUCUGUCCGAACACAGUUCAUCAACAGGGUGUCUGAACCUGUUCUUCGUACGCUGCUGGAUAAACUCCUGGAGCGUGGGGUGAUAACUGAUGGUGAAAUGGAUUAUGCUGCCGUGACACCGAGCAGGGCAGACAAAGCUCGAGUGGUGAUCGACACGGUACGAAAAAAAGGAUCACAAGCCAGUGCAGCUCUGAUUGCUGCUCUCCGUGAGGUAGAUUCAUGCCUUUCAACAGAGCUGAACUUAAUGUGAAGCAGGAACUGUGUCUCACACCAACAUCUUCAAUCCUUUCGUUUCUUUUGUCGAACGUUUGGUAAAAACCUUCAAACUCUCAGACAUGAAUCAGAUUUUCCUGAACUGUCCCGCUCACAUGAUGAACUCCACAGCACGAAGUUCCCAGUGUCAGAGGUUGGAUGUGAGAUCUCUUCUGCUGGGACUCACUGAAGGUGUGUGUUUGGACUGUGGCUGCAGUUACUGAAUGUUUCAGAUUUAAGAUCAAUAAAGUUGUUUUCUGUUUCACGUCA